GGACUUCCGGUCCAAGCACGCCUCCCCAGGAACUUCAGCGGGGACCUUGUGGGCAGACAGAAAUGGACUCAGAAAUCAAGGAAGAAAUCCCUGUACAUGAGGAAUUUGUUCUGUGUGGUGGAGUUGAAACACAGGUUCUAAAAUGUGGUCCCUGGGAUGACCUCUUUAAUGAUCAAAAUGUCAAUAGACCUAAACUGCUUAUUUUCAUUAUUCCUGGUAACCCGGGUUUUUCUUCUUUUUAUGUGCCAUUUGCAAAAGCUUUGUACUCUUUGACAAACAGAUGCUUUCCAGUUUGGACUAUCAGUCAUGCUGGGCAUGCCUUGGCCCCCAAAGACACGAAGAUUCUUACAGCAUCAGAAGAUGCAAAUGCUCAAGAAAUUAAGGACAUCUAUGGACUACAUGGUCAGAUAGAACACAAACUAGCAUUCCUGAGAACCCAUGUGCCAAAGGAAGUAAAGCUUAUGCUCAUUGGCCAUUCAAUAGGCAGCUACAUUGCUCUUCAGAUCUUGAAGCGUGCCCCUGAGCUUCCAGUCAUUCACACCUUUCUGCUAUUCCCAACCAUUGAGCGAAUGGCUGAGUCACCCAAUGGCAGGAUUGCCACUCCAUUUCUGUGCUGGUUUCGAUAUGCUCUCUAUGUCACUGGCUACUUAUUACUUAAACCAUGUCCUGAGAAAAUCAAGUCCUUGAUAAUCAGAAUGGGCCUUCAAGUAAUGAACCUGAAGACUGAAUUUUUACAGACGAAUAUAUUACAACCGUUCUGCCUUGGCACCUCUUCUCACCUGUCUCCUCUGGAUCCCGUGUCGCUCUGCCUGCUCUUGGCAACAACCCUCACAGAAGCAAGCUUUGUCCAGACAUGCCUUUGCCAUCCUUAUACAACUCCUAUUGGCUUGCUUACUACAAAUGGAAGAAGGUCCCAGCUGAGAGAGAGCUCAAAAUAGAAGACCUGACCCCCUUGUAGAUGAUUAGUGGGCUCUGUCAGAGCCUAUGCCCCACAUAUGGUGAAGGUAACCAAUAUUCAUAUAGUCACAUGAAUUGGUGGCAUGAUUUCAGGUUUCAUGAAGAGAAGGGUUGCCAAGAGGAAAGAAGCGGUACUGUCUGGUCCAGCUGGAUAUUCCCCCUGCAGAUCUCCUUCUCUGUGACUUGACUGUCAUCUAGACAAUGACCCUUAAUUUGCCAGCUUGACUUGUACAGGCCUUGCAGUGUUUGCACAUUAUGUAAUGUCUGUGCUUCAGGAGAAAUCACACGGAAACAAAUGGAGGAAGUUCUCUAGUCCAAGUAGUGGAUAAUAAAUCCUGCCCUAUCUAGAUAAAAACUAUUCUUCUGUAUCCUUUAGUUUAUAUACUCACAUUUUUGUUGUUGUUGUUGUAAGCUCUGAAAAAUUCAAGGAAUCAAAAUAUUCAAGUAUUUCAAAUGCUGCUACCCUUUGGCAAAGAUGGCGCAUCCCUUCAUGGAGACUGGUGUGCUGUGGCAUUAGUGUUCUUCUCCGGUGUGUGUGAAACAUCAUUUCCUACCCAGCAUUCAGAGAAGAGUAACCCUAAUCCAGUUAGCAUGCAUUAUAAACACUACCAGUGUUCACCAGUGGUAUCUGUAUAACUAGAUUGUUUUAAAUGUUAUUUUUAAAGAACGUUCAUGGAUAUUUUCCUCCUUUAUUUCAAAUAUGGAAUGUUUGCUAUUCCAUAUUUUCUUUAGAGUAGAUUUUCUUCCAUCUCAUGAGAAGUAAACUUUCUUCUCAGACAACUAAAUUGGAUUUUCUGAUCAAGGCUAAAAGAAGAUAUAUUUUAGCUCAGCAGUAUCACAGGUCAAAUAAUUAAAUUUUUAAAAAUAUUCUAAGUUCUUUUCAUUAGGCUAAAUUGAUGUUUUAAUUCCUUUCAGUUACCUAACUAGAAAAACAUAGCACAGAGAAAUAAAGAAUUCCUGGUGGGUUACUUUGUUGAAUAUGUUCUUGCAAAAGAAACUUUCACAUUUUUCCUUUCUUUAAUCAAUAUCAAAAUAACUUUUUAAAAUAUUUACAAUGACAUCUAAUGAACUGAACUAUUUAAUGAGCUGACAACACAAGAUUCACUGAAGAAUCACAAAUUUCUUAGAGUAUUUUUAACUCAAACACAUUAAUUUUUUUUAUUAAGAAGAAACCCCCUUGCUGCCUAUUCUUUCACUUGUGUGAGCAGCUUGUAAAAAUAAAACCCAACUGCAGUUUUUAACAAUUCAUAUAAGUUCUACCUCAAAUUCAGGAAUAAAGGGGAAAACAAGGCAUUUUUGGCUUUUGUAGUGUUUGGAUUUAGGGCCAAGAAUGAUUAAAUCUGAUGCGAGGAUAUCAUCUCCCUUUUAGAAACAAAAGGGCUUGUGAAUAUCCUACUGUAUUUUUCUGAAGAAAUCUUAGGAUUUAAAAUUAUCUUUCAGUCUAAAAAGUUGUAUCAUUAAAAAAAAAUAUGGUAUCUUGGGUUGCAUUUUUCUUUUGGGUGAAUGCACUGUCACUUGUGUGAGUUAUCAAUUUGCAGACUAAAUGGAUGAUCAUAAUAACCAGAAUCCUGGCUUACAAAGAAACACAUAAUAAAUCAAAUGAAUAAUUAACAUUUUUCCAUAUUACACAGAAAUUUUACAAUGGGAGAAUUUCUCUUUUAGUUCUGAUUUCUACAUUGUUAAAAGCCACAUUUGGCAUCAUUACUAAAUAUGGAAAACAACCUGGAAAAAAUAAAGAACCGCUAAAGAAAUUCCCCUUGUUAAAUGGCUUCAUCCUAGUUUCUGAGCCUAUGUAGCCCUGCUAAAUCUUUUGACAGAACCUCCUGUUUUAUGGCUCUUUGAAUACCCCACCUUACUCUGCUGGCAGUGGUGCAUGGAUUUCAUAGAGUGGAAACUGCUUAGGUCUCCAGAAUACUUAAGUCUCAUAAUCUGACCUCAAUCCCAGACUUUGCUACCAUGCAGACCUGCUUGGCUCCAGCCUUCCUAACUCCCCUGUACCCCCAAAAUCUUGUUACCCUCAGGGAUAGUCAGAAGAUGUGCAAGGAGGGGCUACCCUUGAAAGGCUCUUUUCAGUCAGCCACUACAACUUCUUUCUCUUGGAAAGCCCUAGAUUUGUGCAGAUGUGGUAUGAUGCCACCUUUCUCCCCCACUCCAUUGCCAGAAUCUCAUGGAAGUUAAGCAUAACAACCCCUGUGCUUCAGAUAAAAACACCCAGAAAAUUCAAAGGCACUAUCUUUAUUUUUAUCAGCUGGGAUGAAUUUGACUAUAGUUAUCAGAAAACUAUGAAUUUGACUAUAGUUAACAGUGGCCAAAACAGAGAGGUCUGUUUUUCUCAUGCACCAAGAAAUUGAGAUGUAGUAAGAUGAAGUAAAAAUCAUCCACACGAUGCCAUCAGGGCUGUGGGUUAUUGGUACAUUUCCACUCUGUUGGCCUUAGCAUGUAGACCUUUCUAAUGCUCAUCAUCUCAUGCUUACAUGAUGGCUCCCUAGGCCUCCUAUUUGACAUUCCAAUAGAAAACAAAAAGAGUUGGGGAGAGGUAAAAAAGCAAAAGGUCUAUUCCUAAUUAGCCUUUGGGUUAUUAAGAAAGAGAAGUCCUCCCCAGGAUCUUCCUCUUCUAGAUUAAAAGCCAAAACUGUCACAUCACUCCCUAAAAGGGAUAUAGAGAAGUCACACAUUGACUUUCCUCAUCUCUUGUUAGAGGAAGUCAAGGGAAAUGAAGAAUUUUUUUAUUGGCUUUUGGAUCAUUACAUCAUUAUCUACUACAGCCUCCUACAAGAUAGUCUUAAGACUCAUCUUUCAUGUAUUUAAUCACCUACCAAACACCUCACUAAGGCAGUUAACUCCAUUUCCUGUUCACCAUGACUAAAAUCUACCACAGCCAUGUUUAUCCAAAAUGUCUUCAGAGUUUAUAACCCUUGGCAAGUUAAAACCUCAGACAGGGUCUACAGUGUAUUUCUUAAUUGUUGCUGGCCUUCUGCAAAGAUGUCUGAAUGUAUCUGUUCAUGGGAGAGCCCAUUUCAGUUCCCAUGGUUAUUAUUAUUUUUUUUUUAUUUUAAGGGGAGUUUAAAAUAGAACAUGUUACUGUUUCACCUGUAUUAGUUGUUACUAGUGACUUCCCUUCCCAGCCACCCUUCCAUCAUCAUGGAGAUAAAUGUACUAAACCCUUUUUCUAUCCACCAAAUCUUAUAAGGAAUACAUUUUUUAAAAGAAUCAUUUUUCCUUAUAAAUAUCGUGAUUUAUUUUGGACAUAUAGACUCUGUCGGCCCCUUUAAAGACUUAAAGUGAUAAAAAUAAUAGUUCAGACAGAAUAGAUGAGGAGUAACCAUCACACUUUACACUGCAGUGUGUAUACCACACAUGGUACAUUUCCUGUCUCCAUGAUUCACCUGCCCUAAUUACACUAUGCCUGUAUCCAGUAAUUCCCUUUGCUUCAGCACCAAUUACCUUUUCUCCCCACUGUGGUGACAAAGUCAUAGUAUUCUGUGGAAUCACCCAGUGGCACUAGACCAUAUACUCCCAAAAUAGCAGGACAACUUUUCUUCUCAACUCCAAGUUCUGCUUCGGAAAGCUAUUCGUACAUCUCUUUAAAACCUUCCAUUUGAUCAUUACCUGUGAUUUUAUUUGUCUCUCUAUUGUCCCUGGAUGCUAUCUAACUAGUGCUUAUGUAGCCUAGUUUCUGACUUGUCUCAACAGAAACUCCUGGACCUGCCCUCUAUCCUGUGAUUAUUUAUCCCACUUGUAUACCAACGCCUGUCAGCUUGGCCUAUCAAUGUUGGUGUGCUUCGGCCUCCACUUUUGGCCUCCAUUGUGAUCUCAGUUCUUGGACCACUUCAAAUGAGGUGGUAGACUUAUCCUCCUCACCCUCCAAAACUACUAGCCCCACGCUACCUCCUCCCUUAGUCCAUUCCAAUUUAUUUCAGUUAAUAACCUUCUUUUCAAAGACAUGCCAUAAACCAAAUUAUCAAGCAUGGUGGAAAUAAUGAAUGAAAUAUAGGUCCUGCCCUUAAGUUACUGACAGUGCACUAGGAGAAACAAAUGUGGAAAAUGUUUAAUUUAACACAGUAAGGGCUCUCAUAAAAAUAGAUGCAGAAUGUGGGUGGUUCUUUGAAAGAGAGAUCAUUCUACCUGUAUAAAUAAUAGAGAAGAUAAGUUAGCUUGGACUUGAAGGUGACUUGGUAUUUUUCCAAACUGACAAAAUGGCACCAAUAUAAGUGACAGUAUUAAACAGAAGGCAGCCUUCUGCUAUAGAUUAUGUGCACUUGGAAAACUCAUUGAUAACAUUUGAACUAUGAAAUUAAUGUUCUGCUGGUCUUCCAACUUUAACCCCCACUCAGAUAUUUCAAACCGUUUAGCCCUUCUACUAUAAGUUGAAGUCCCAAAGUAAUAUUUGAACAUUAAGUAGAUUUCAGAAGAUGGUGGUAGCCAAUAAAAUAGAUUGACACCUCAGCGAGUCCUUUUUUCAUACCUGUAUUUUUAUUUAUUUUUAAUAUGUAUUUUUUAGUUUGUAAUUGGACACAAUACCUUUGUUUUAUUUAUUUAUUUUAUUUUUUUUUUUGUGGUGUUGAAGAUUGAACCCAGGGCCUCGCACGUGCUAAAUGAGUACUUUACCGAUGAGCCACAACCCCGGCCCUUGUAUUUUAUUUUUAAUGCAACUAAAGUAAACAAUUAACAUUCUUCUGAAUCAUUCUUUCUUUCAUGUUUUUGUUUCCAUUAUUCCUGGUACUAAACAUUUCCUUCACUAUGGUGCUUGAAACUCUGAAUUCUGCUGGGUUUCCAGGAAUGCUGUUAACAUUCAUUGCCAAGAGAAAUGUGUUUUCCACUUAGGAAAUUACACUUCUAUUUGAUAUUAUUAUUUCUGACCACUGUGCUGCAUUAAGAGCAUUUCUGAGGAAUGACAAAGAUGGCUUCCUAAGAGCAAUUACUGGAAAAUAAACUCGUGUUCUGGUUAAGUGUGGGGGGCAUGGGUGGAGGGGAGAGUAUACUUAGAGGGAAAUUACCAAAAAAAAAAAAAAAUAAGAGUCAUAAUAAAGGGAUUGGGCACAUUUCCUGAUGAAACUUUUGUUUUAAAAAGUGUUAAAAAUCUCUACAAGUUCUUUGAAUUUUAAGUUUUUAAUUAAGAAAUGACAGAAAAAUAUUUAAAAGUACCCCAUGAAUUAUAUCAAUACAGUGUUCCCUUAACUACCACCCAACUCAAGAUCCACUGCCUGGAUCUGAGAAGCCCCCUUUAAGCCCUUUUUACACCAUCUCCAAAUGUAGUUACUCUCUUGACAUCUACUGAUACUAUUUAGUUUUGCCUGGUUUUGAACUCUGUGUCACUUGUUUGUCCUUUUGUAUCUGGCUUCUUUCAUGCAGCAGAGUGUGAUGUACACCUGUUUUGUUGCCUGUGGUUUUUUCAUUUAAUUACUCUGUAUUUUGCCAUUGGUUGAAUUACACUUCAGUGUAUUUAUUCUGUGUUGAUGGUGUUUGGGUCAUUUCCAGUUUGGGACUAUUAAAGGUAAUACUGAUCAACAUAUGCUUCCCCCAGUUUCUGGUUGUUUCUCAUAUGAUUAUACUGAUCAAUACUUAGCUGAAACUAAAUGGUAACCCUCUGCAGAUCUCUGGAGCUUUCCUCAUUCAUGGCAGAUCUCUCCUCCCACUAUUUUGCCUUGUCAAAAACCAAAGCAUUCACCUCCCUAGACUGUCAGUCCUGUCUCCUUGUUUUAAAAUGUACCUGGAAAAGUGACAGACAUGAAAACAAACUGUGUUGAAAGAGAAGUUAGUUACUUACAGUUCCCAGGAGAGCAGGGGGACAUGCUACACGAGGCAGGGUUAGACAGGUAAGCACCUCAUUGGGUCAGAAAGCAGAAGGAACACAGGUGAACAUGGCCUAGGGGUUCCAAGAAAAGGAGUGGGUGAGGCAAGUUUAAGAUAGCUAAUUUGAAUAAUUUUGCCAAGCUCUAGACUUUUGAGAUGGUCCCUAAUUGUCUGGUACUUGGCCCUGGGAUGAUUUAGAACAGGGAAAACACUGACUUGCUGGCUUGUUUCCUAAGUAACAAGGAGUAUGGACUUUGGAUUGGUUGGCUUGCAUGUGAAAGGCAUGUUCGCAGGGAAAUCAAAGAACUAACUAUCCCUGAGAGAGGUAAUCUCCCCCUGGUCAGCAAGGUCACCAAGAUGUCAGUGCAUCAUAAAAUGUAGAAUAUUAAAAAAAAGACUCAUGCUCUCCUCAACUUGGGGAGAUUACCAAAUUCUGCAUGUCUUCCUCCUUCCUGUACUGCAGCCUGAAGACUUUUCAACACAAACAACAAGCUAAGAUGAUUAUAACAGUCACCUCAUCAUUUUCAGUUUUCUCUAGGUUCUUUGCCCAAUAUCCAGUGUCUUGAAAAUCUUUUCUUCUUCAUAUAUUUUAUUUGUUGCUCUAGUUUUAGAGAGGAAAUCAAAUCCAUUUUCUAUCAUUCCAUUUUUUUCAGAAAUGGAGGAACUAUGUGAGG
Molecule: messenger RNA, 7424 nt
Organism: Marmota monax (woodchuck)
Lineage: Eukaryota; Metazoa; Chordata; Mammalia; Rodentia; Sciuridae
Gene: Ldah
Product: lipid droplet associated hydrolase
Exons: 6
Coding region: 63-938 (291 amino acids)
Biological process (GO): lipid storage
Cellular component (GO): lipid droplet
Molecular function (GO): lipase activity
Source: RefSeq, a predicted model, not a curated record